UCUUAUAAUUAACAAUUCCCUGGAUCAUGGAACCCAAAUACCCUAUAUAAGACGGGCUGAAGAAUUAGGUUAUGAUAUUUUGGUGACCAAUACAAAUGAUAAUUAUCGCAUUGUUGAUGGCAAACGUAAACCCAUACAGGGUUUGAGUUCGGCAACCUCACAUGCUGCGCAUGUGUGGGAAAAAUAUGUUAUGGCAUGCGAACCGGAGGCAGUGGCCAUUGUGGCUCAUAGUGCUGGUGGUGGAGUUACCUUGGAUUUGGCUCGUCGUUAUCCUGAUUUUUUCCAAAAUAAAGUUUUCGCCAUUGCUCUAACGGAUUCCGCCCACUUUGGUAUAAGUGGUGAUAUACGCAAGAUAAUUGCCGGCAAAACAUGCAACUGGGUAUCGAGCAGUGAACCAUUGGAUACGGAAAUUAAAACAUCCAAAGAUGAUAUUAAAAUGGUUUCAGCAGGUCACACCAAACACGAAUGGACUUCGUAUUCCGCAUUUGAAUCGGUUUUCAAUUUCCUAGAAGAUAAAUAUGCGGAAUUUAGUGGUGAACAAAAAAGCAAGAAACAAAAGUUGGAGGAAUAA
Molecule: messenger RNA, 571 nt
Organism: Musca vetustissima
Lineage: Eukaryota; Metazoa; Arthropoda; Insecta; Diptera; Muscidae
Product: FAM172 family protein homolog CG10038-like
Exons: 3
Biological process (GO): regulatory ncRNA-mediated heterochromatin formation
Cellular component (GO): nucleus
Molecular function (GO): siRNA binding
Source: RefSeq, a predicted model, not a curated record